Molecule: messenger RNA, 561 nt
Organism: Parnassius apollo (apollo)
Lineage: Eukaryota; Metazoa; Arthropoda; Insecta; Lepidoptera; Papilionidae
Source: the annotation of a GenBank genome assembly
AUGUUCAACCAGUUGAUGACGGAAUACCAAAUCCAUUUGAGCGGUACUGGUUUUCAAGAAUUAACUCCAGAAGAAGACCUUACCAGACCAGGUCCUAGCAGUAGAGCAAGAUCCAAUUCAACUAGCUCGAAAUCAUCUUCAAGUUCAUCAUCUUCAAGUUCAUCAUCAACAAGUUCAUCUACAUCAUCUUCAUCUAGUGCGUCUGAAUCGGGUAAGGACUUUUCCCCUGAUGAGGCAGAUUGUGAUGCUGAUUAUGUACCAACAACCCCACCUAGGCGUGUAUUAUUUAGCCCAACUCCUCAAAAUAGUAUCUCUGUACAACUAGUUGAUGAAAAUAAUUUGGGUCCUCCAGAACAAAACAGAACUCCGAACAAACGAAGGCGUAAAGGAUUUCCAAAAGCAUCCGUGAGGCAAGAUGCUAAAAGACUUCGUAAUAGUGGGCAACAACAUACUUCUGUGUCCCAGUUAAAAAAAGUCAUGCCAAAGAAGCAGAUAGGACCCCCAUGUGGGGAAAAAUGUAGACUAAAGUGCAGCGAAUUGAUCAAACAGGAAGGCAGAUAA